AAGCGAGCUGAGCUCAACGAAGUCAUUGCUGUAACAUUGUGUGAAGAGACCAGAAGAGGGGAAAUACAAUCUGAGAACUAAACUGCCAAAGCCUAACACCACCUAGCAACAGUUGAAAAAACUUUUAAACAAAAGUCUGGGUGAGACACAGACAGAGUACUCCUACUCCUCCUGCCUGGGAUUUCUGAGAGAAGCAGCUCCGGUCUUCUUCUUUUCCACCUUCUUUUCUUCAUUACUUCAGCGGCUGGUAGACCUAGGAACGUGGGAAAAGUUUCUAUCUUUGUGUUCUCCUGAGCUGGAGCAGUCUACUGCUGUGGUAGUGCUGUGGGACAAGCUACUGCAAUCUCGCAGUGUUAAAGGACAUAUUCCUGGGUUCGUGUUGCUGACAGGGAGCAGCAGGGACCCCAGUCAGCCUCAGGUGGGAGCAGCAGAGCGAUGGCACAGGGGCACCUCUACCCUCGACUCCCUCCUCCCCCCUCCGGACCUAGAUUCUAGCGAAGCCCCUGCCCUGGGAGCAUCCCUCCACACAGGCAGGGAUGAGAUCCCGAAACCAAGGUGGAGAAAGCUCAUCUAACGGGCACUUCUCCAGUUCCAAGCCUGUCAUCAGCCAUGCAGAGAAUGAAAAACUUCAGGAGGAUGCCAAGAAAAAGAACAAACCUCAUCGGAAGGAAGAUGAGGUCAUGGCUUCAGCAACUGUCAAACGGCACUCAAAAUCACCCGGACCUUCUGAACGAAAGAACAAGAAGUCCAUAGAGCUUUCUAAAGAGGACUUGAUAAAACUACUUAGUAUAAUGGAAGGAGAAUUGCAGGCAAGAGAGGAUGUGAUCCACAUGCUGAAGACAGAGAAAACCAAACCUGAAGUUUUAGAAGCUCAUUAUGGGUCUGCAGCUCCAGAGAAUGUGCUCCGAGUGCUACACAGGGAUGCCAUCCUUGCCCAAGAAAAGUCUAUAGGGGAAGAUGUCUAUGAAAAACCAAUUUCAGAGCUAGACAGACUUGAAGAAAAGCAGAAAGAGACGUAUCGGCGCAUGCUGGAACAGCUCCUGUUGGCAGAAAAGUGCCAUCGUCGCACAGUUUAUGAGCUAGAAAAUGAGAAACAUAAACAUACAGAUUACAUGAACAAGAGCGAUGACUUUACUAAUCUCCUGGAACAGGAGCGGGAGAGGUUGAAGAAACUUCUUGAGCAGGAGAAGGUCUAUCAAGCCCGGAAGGAGAAGGAACAUACAAAGAGAAUCAAUAAACUAAGAGAAGAACUAGUCAAGCUCAAAUCAUUUGCACUCAUGCUGGUGGAUGAAAGACAAAUGCAUAUUGAACAACUUGGUCAACAAAGCCAGAAAAUACAGGACUUAACCCAAAAACUAAAAGAAGAAGAAGAAAAGCUUAAAAUUAUUAGUGCAAAAACUAAAGAAGAUGGACAAAAACUGAUGAAGUUAGAGGCAGAACUUGAACACAAAACUUCAUCAUUUUCUCAAGAACAUGAGGAGAUGACUGCUAAACUGGGUAAUCAAGAGUCACAUAAUAGACAGCUAAGGCUUAAGCUAGUGGGGUUGACUCGCAGAAUAGAGGAGCUGGAAGAAACUAACAAAAAUCUUCAAAAAGCUGAGGAGGAACUUCAAGAGCUAAGAGAUAAAAUAGCAAAAGGGGAAUGUGGGAACUCUAGCUUAAUGGCAGAAGUGGAAAACCUCCGCAAGCGUGUGCUUGAAAUGGAGGGCAAAGAUGAAGAGAUCACAAAAACCGAAUCCCAGUGCAAAGAGCUGAAAAAUAAACUGCAAGAGGAGGAGCACCAUAGCAAAGAGUUGAAACUUGAAGUGGAAAAACUGCAGAAAAGAAUGUCAGAACUAGAGAAGCUGGAAGAGGCUUUCAGUAAAAGUAAGUCUGAAUGCACUCAGCUACACUUAAACUUGGAGAAAGAAAAGAAUUUGACUAAGGACUUGAUAAAUGAGUUGGAAGUGGUAAAGACUCGAGUGAAGGACCUUGAGACAUCAGAAAGCAAGUUGGAAAAGGCUGAAAUAAGCUUAAAAGAUGACCUUACAAAGCUGAAGUCGUUUACUGUAAUGUUGGUUGAUGAACGAAAAAAUAUGAUGGAAAAAAUAAAACAAGAGGAAAAAAAGGUUGAGGGUCUAAACAAGAAUUUUAAAGUUGAACAAGGGAAAGUUAUGGAUGUAACAGAGAAAUUGAUAGAAGAAAGUAAGAAAUUUUUGAAACUGAAAUCCGAAAUGGAGGAAAAAGUGUCUAGUUUGACAAAGGAAAGAGAUGAGUUAAUUGGCAAACUGAGAAGUGAAGAAGAAAAAUCCUCUCAACUAAGCUGUAGAGUUGACUUGUUAAAGAAAAGAAUUGAUGGUGUAGAGGAAGUAGAAAGAGAAAUUACAAGAGGUCGAACCAGGAAAGGACCAGAGCAUGGCUGUCAUGAGGACAACAAGAUUAAGGAACUCACUGUUGAAAUUGAAAGACUGAAAAAACGCCUCAAACAAUUGGAAGUGGUUGAAGGAGAUUUAAUGAAGACAGAAGAUGAAUAUGAUCAGCUAGAGCAGAAAUUUAGGACUGAGCAGGAUAAAGCUAACUUUCUUUCUCAACAGUUGGAGGAAAUGAAACUCCAGAUUGCCAAAACCAAAGCAAUAGAAAAAGGUGAAGUGGUGAGCCAGGAGGCAGAACUGAGGCACAGGUUUCGUCUGGAAGAGGCCAAAAGCAGAGAUUUGAAAGCAGAAGUUCAAGCUCUUAAGGAAAAAAUCCAUGAGCUGAUGAACAAAGAAGACCAGCUUUCUCAGCUCCAAGUUGAUUAUUCAGUUCUGCAGCAAAGGUUUAUGGAAGAAGAAAACAAAAACAAGAGUAUGGGGCAGGAAGUUCUGAACCUAACAAGAGAGCUGGAGCUUUCUAAGCGUUACAGCCGUGCUCUGAGGCCCAGCAUAAAUGGACGAAGAAUGGUCGAUGUCCCUGUGACAUCCACUGGUGUGCAGACAGAUGCCGUAAGCAAUGAAGCAGCAGAAGAAGAAACUCCUGCAGUGUUUAUAAGGAAAUCCUUCCAGGAGGAGAAUCAUAUCAUGAGCAAUCUGCGACAGGUAGGUCUGAAAAAACCCAUGGAGCGUUCUUCAGUGCUCGAGAGAUAUCCUCCAGCAGCAAAUGAGCUUGCUAUGAGGAAAUCUUGGAUACCGUGGAUGAAAAAGAGGGAAACUGGGGCUCAGGCAACUCCUGAUAAAGGAGCCCGGACCCACAGUAGUCCAGCACAUCCUGGAGAGGUUGUCCUUUCACCAAAACAGGGUCAGCCUCUUCAUAUUCGGGUGACAACAGACCAUGAGAACAGCACAGCAACUUUGGAGAUAACCAGUCCAACUGCAGAGGAAUUUUUUUCAAGUACCACUGUCAUUCCUACUUUGGGAAAUCAGAAGCCACGAAUAACCAUCAUUCCCUCUCCAAACGUUAUGCCACAAAAAGGAAAAGGCAGUGAAAGUCCAAUGGGCCCAGAUCGUUCUAUGUCUCCAGUCACUAUAACAACGUUCUCCAGGGAAAAGUCCCCAGAGGGAGGGAGAGCACCCUUUGCCGACAGACCUGCAUCGCCAAUUCAGAUUAUGACAGUAUCAACAUCUGCAGCACCAGCAGAAAUCUCUGUCUCUCCACAGUCACAAGAUAUGACCAUGGGAAGAGCUGUCUUCAAAGUAACACCAGAAAAGCAAACCGUCCCGACUCCAAUCCGCAAGUACAAUGCCAAUGCCAACAUUAUUACGACAGAAGACAACAAAAUCCACAUCCACCUAGGUUCCCAGUUUAAACGUUCUCCCAGUGCUGUACCUGAUGGUGCAAGUCCUGUGAUAACAGUGAGACCAGUGAACAUAGCAGCAGAGAAAGAAGUUGUGACUGGUACUGUCCUUCGAUCACCUCGAAACAACCUGUCCUCGCGGCCCGCAGCGAGCAAGGUGACAAGUACCAUCACUAUAACACCUGUUACAACGUCUUCCACCCGAGGAACACAAUCAGUGACAGGCCAGGAUGGGUCAUCCUCGAGACCUACACCCACCCGCAUUCCUGUGUCAAAAGGUAUGAAAGCAGGAAAGCCAGUAGUGGCAGCCCCGGGAGCAGGAAAUGUGACAAAAUUCGAGCCUCGUGCCGAGACUCAGUCUAUGAAAAUAGAACUGAAGAAAUCUUCAGCCAGCAGCUCUGCCUCCCUGGGCGGGGGUCAGGGCUGAUGGCAGUGGCUCAGGGGAAGAAAGUCUCAACCAAAAGAAAUGGAGCCAAGCAGACCAAUAAGUGAUGGGUUUAAAGUUUGUAUAAUGCUUCAACCAUCUCAGCAAGCUGUGAAGGACCCAGUGGUUGAAACAGCUUUCAGAAAGCAAGGCGGGAAGACCACCCAUAAAUAAUAAAUACAAUUCACAGAAAGGAAAAUGCACCCGUGGGUGAAAUAUGAAAUGGCUUUCUGUCUAGGAGAAGAGAUUUGAUGGAAGAAUCUGUCACAGAAGGUCAACAAAAUUAUAUUCAUCCAAGCAGUGUUUAGUUUUCAGUCUGUGAUUUGCAUUGCUCUCCACUUUAAGAUCCAGAUAUAGCAAUUAGCUGACCAUAAAACUGGUAUUUUAUUAUUCGCAUGAAGGGCAUUUUUUAAUUUGCCACAUCAAAAAAGAAGUAGGUUUUGGGUUUUUUACAUAUGUAGCACCUACAGUACCUGUUAAUUCUACGGUUCUGGUUCCUAUGGCAUCCAAAAAUCAGAUUAAUAUUUGUAUCAUUUUUCCUAACACCCUAUUCAGUAUUUCAGAUAAAACUUGGAAACUGGAGUUAUCAAGCAAUGUGAGUUACUGUUUCAGAAAUACAUCAGAUGCUCUCAAGUAAUUCUUAUCACUUGAAAGCCUCAGUAUGUCAAUAAAUUGUUGCUGAGAUCUUACUGUUCUUGUUGUAACACGGAUUUUUUAACAGAUGUUUGAAGAAAACACAUUUUUAAGAGCUUUUUGCUGGAUAUUCACUCUAAAUACUGGCACUGAAGCAAGUCUUAAGGUCAAAACAGUCAUUUAAAUAAUAUUGUGAACAUGAGCCCUGAGCUAAUGUGGCUUGAUACAGUGAUGAACUACAGCUGCCUUUUAAGCCUUCCUUAUGUCAAAGAAACUUAGUUCCUUAGUUAACUGUUGCUGCACUCAAGGCAAUGUUCUGUGCGUGCCUGUGGUUGAAAAUUUUUUUUUUGUUUGAGGUCUAAGAAACUAAUUCACCUGCAGAAACAAGCCAGCCACACAGUACCUGAAGUCCAGGGCACACAAACUGGUUCAGCUAGAGCCAGAACUGCAGGCACAAUCUGGGGAUUGCUCCUAUGGCGUCAGUAGGAUUUGAUGAGACAGAUUUGAGAAAUUCCAGACAGGUCAGACUGAGGAUCCUGUUAUUUUUCCCAGGGGGAGCACAACAAAAAGGAACGUUUGCUCCACAGCAGAAACCUAAAGAGUUGGAAUCAGGCAGCUGGUUUAACUGUUAGCUAAAAAUAGAUAUUUAGUUAUAAAUUUUAACAUCUGUUUUAAUUGAACUUAUCCUUGUUUCUUAAAGGUAGAAGAAGGUUAAGAUGAAGAAAAAAGAAAGCCUAUAGUUCAGAAGUCUUAAAAUUUGAAGUGUCACUCUGUAUUAUAUUGGAAUUUCCUCUAAGUCUGAAGGCAAUUAUGUUUAGUGACUACAGUAAGAUUCUCCAUUCAGUAGGUCAGGUCCAGAAGGCACUUUAAACAACCAAGUCUAAAGACAGUGUCUAAGCCCCAGAGGCAUCCUGAAGAUCUUCCUGAUGUUCUUCCACUGCCUUUGUCUAGUCAGGGUUUCUGUUGUGAGUUAACUCUAGCACUGCGGCCUCUGAACCUCACCAAGAUCCAUAAUCCAGGUAUUCCUGUAUUUCUUCUAAGAGCUUCUAAGUCAAGCCACAAUUUCAUGGUCACUUAAAGUCAGGAUGUAAUCCCACACUGGAGCGAAAAGCUGUAGUCCUGUCUUUGUCAACUCCAGCCAAGAAAGUGCUCACUUAGUCACUCAACAUGUGGUUGUCCCUUGAGCUGGCACAAGUGUUUGAACCUAACUGGGGAACUGAUCUGAAUUAAAAGGAAUCUGGCAAAACAAAGAAAGGCUAGCUUCAAUAUAGCUUAGUUCCAGGCUCUCAGGCCAGAAAAAGAAGGAAGGCACAGGAAACCAGGGGCUGUUUUAAAGUGACUGGAAUCAUGAAGGCUUCCUAGUAGAUAAAUACCACGGAAAUGGAGGGGUAGUACUGCUUAUUUUAAAAAGUUUUUGAUUGAAACCUUUUUUCAAAUGUAGGAGACAGAUCCCCCUUCCCAGCAAUACCUGAGGAGACUCAAACUCACAUCAGCUGCAGGCAGGUUCACCAAUGGCACUGACAGACUGAGGGGGGAAAGAAGGUGGCAUUCUUAUUCCCUCCUUUGAAGGCUGUGCUGUUCUGCAUGAAGUGCUUCAGUAUUCACUGAGCAGAAACAAGUGAGUGGUUGAGUGGUCAGGAUAUUGAACUAGGAGGAGGGAGCCCCCCUGUUUUCAUGUCCCUGUUCCAAAGGCUGCCUUUGAGCCCAGCCUUUUGUGAAAAAAAAGCUUAUAAGAUGAAGUGUCUGUGUUCGUCCAUCGUUCCAUCUGUCCUUCCCUGAUGAAUAACACUGAACAGAUCAACCAGUUUCAACCAAACCUAACAAAGCAAUAGGGGUCUUCAGAAUAAGAAGUUUUUCCAGUUUAAUGAAAAGGGUGGCAGAGAAGAGGAGCAAGAUCUUAGCAGUACCCCACUGCGUGGAAGAGUAGAGCAUGAGCUCACCUUCAUACAGCAUCAAAGAAUGAACACAAGAGAGUGAUGUCAGAAGUACCACAAGGACAAGCUUUGUUCAAACCUCAGAUUUGACAAGGCAACAAAGAAUCCAACUCUGAUACACUAAUCCAUAGGAAAAUACUAGGGCCUUUAUUUACAGGGCUUUUUUGUAUUCUACGUUAGUGGAUUAUAAUGCGGAAAACAAGCUUUCCUAACGGAUCAUCUGGAAUCACUCAUCCUCAUACUUUAUCUCUCUUACCUUUUUCUCUGUCAUUUUGAUUGGUUUUUAUUUUUUUAAUGAAGUGGAACAAUUUCAAUAGCAAAACACACUCAACUCAGAGUCAUAAUGAUAGUUAAAAUGGUUCGUCAGGAAACUAAGGUGGCUGAGAACCAAUCUUUGCAUUUUUAGUUGUUUUCAACAUCAGCUGGAGAGAUAUCCUGUUUUGGCUGAUGGCAUGGCCAUAUAAGCAGUUGUGAUAAGCCAAGCAAUGGGAACAUAGGACAGCAGUAAGGUGGAGAGGGGGAAGAGCAGGGAAAAUGCCAACUCAUUCAUGAGCAGCACACAUGGACCGAGAAGGUGCACCCUCAGUUCUCCAAGUGAUCUCUCUGAUUUUAAAUUUAGUUCAUAAUAAGUGUUCUACUGUGUUUCCUACGUUGGAUCCCAUCACCAGAAUUACUGCUACAUGUGAGUAUUGCUAAUGUAGUCAUUAGCAGAUCAAUACAUUUGAGAAAGUGUGACUAAAAAUGAAGGAGCACAGAGCUUCAACCCUCAUGCCUGAGGGAUUUCUCUCAAGAUUGGUAAACAUGCUAAGUUAAUGGUAGAGGAAAAACAGAUUUUCAUUUAUUUUGCGCACCGUUUUUCCUUUUGUGACACCCAUUGUGUGAAUUUUGAAAAAUCAAACAACACUUUGUGGUUCUUCUGAAUAUGUCCACGGAAUAUGCAUGUUACUGUAUUUAAACCACAAACCACUUAUGGCUAAUAGUAAUUAGCAUCAUGUGAGUAAUCUCUAAAGCCACAUUAAUAUAUUGAUUCACGCCAACUGGAUGCCAAGUCAUAGGUCACUGCCUGAAAUACACUACUCAUGUUCAAAAACAUGCUCAAUAUUUACAUGAAUAUUCAGUAAUUCUGAUCAGAUGUGGAAGAGCAUGUCUUUAAAGAGAGUAAGCUACUGUCCUGCUGGGUUUCAGGUACUUGGCAUAAACCACAACAGUGAGGACAAUUUUAAGACCAAUUAUAUGUUCCCAUCACACAUCAGUGGCCAAUUUCAUUGAGUUGCUUUGAAAUACGUAGUUUGCUGGCAGGAGUUUCUGUGAGCUCAUCUUUCAAACUUGUUUUCAUUUAGGGGAAUGGCUUUUCCCCCUAACGUCAGUGUGAGUUAUCCUUAUUCCCUUAAUUUUGCCUGAGCUCUCUCAGGCAAAACUAUAUGCAACAUUUCUCUUUGCAGAUGUUAACUUCACUUUGAAUCUUACUCGCUACACACUGCUCUUAACCCGGCUUUUUUUUGAAAAUGCCACCAGGGUUAACUACUGUGAGGUUCAGAACUAUCAGCUCUGGGAGUCAGGUGUGAAACACUCAGGUGUGAAUUGUUCUCCCAACCAAAAAACUCUUAUUGGGAUUUAAAAAAUAGAAUUACUGAUGUAUGUACUCUUCUGUUGCUUGGGCGUGUGCUGUCUGUUGCACAUAGAUUUUUGUAUUAUCUGGUGUUACUUGUUUGUAUAUAUUGUAAGAAGAAAUUAAACUUUGUAUGUUAAAAUGUCAGUUUAUGUGCUUCAUUAUAUGAACCGGUAUCCUGACGUGUUUCCUGGAGAAGUUCUGAUUUACAUCAGUGGGACUAAAAGCAGAAUUAGCUGUUUCACAUUAACUGUCAUGAAAAUCAAUUGUUUAAGUUAAUUCAUAGGUCCUGGAACUAUUCACAUCUAUAAUGCUAAAAAAAUUUAUGUAAUCAUAUCAUUCUGAUAUAAUCAUAUUCCUACAGAGGCUGGUCCAAAAGAACUCUUACAAAAUGUGCCCUACUCUAAUUUUAGCUUAAUAGCUGCUCAGACACCUCUUUUAGUAACUACAGUAUGUGUGUGUGUAUAAUAUAUAUGUUUAUAUAUAUGUAAGCAUUUCAAAUACAAACAACUGAUAGACAAUUAUUUGAUUUUUUUGAAAUAGUUUCUCCUACUCUUAUGCAAAAUUGCUAUAUUGGGCCUAUAGGAGGAAGACUGCUUGAGAAACAUGCUGUAGUUUUGCUGUUCAUUCAGUGACUGAGCCUUAACAAGGAUAUUUUUCUGCUACCCAUUUAGUUUUUAGAAUUUUGUGUCUAAACUCCAUAUUAAUAUAUACUGUGCAUAGUGAAUAUUAAGAAAAUAAUUGUUUCAUAUAGAGUUCACAUGACUCCCAUUGAAAUUAGGGGAGAGUUUGCCUGAGGUUACAGUCUGAUAUUAUAUAAAUGCAGAUUUUAACAUAAUAUUUCACAAGAGCUUCAAGCUAGAACAGCAGUGGUUGUAAGGUAAAUUCAUACAGUAGUCUGUGAUUCUUUCACAUUCACUGCUCAAAUGUGGUAGAACUGGUAUACAUAUCUGUUGAAAAUCAUUUGUUAAUGAUAAGUUGUAUGGAAAAUAAAUCCUUUCAGUCUGGGAAAUUCUAUUAUUUCAUUUGCCUUAACGUAUUUUCUUGGAUGUUGCCUAAGCACUGCUUUUCUGAUUCAGGAAUCACCAUCAGCACUGUGAUCUGCCAUCUAGUGGCAAAGUUCUGGCACUAAGAGUACAUGGAAAAUAUUUUCAUUUUUCUUCUUAUAAUGUAACUUAAACGUCUUGCAGAUAUUAGUUAGGAAGCAAACUAAAGCAGAAGUCAAUAAAAAUGUCAAAGGCAAUAAUGAUUUGAUUAGUGUCAUUUCUUGGGUCGUGUAAAUCUUGAAAAAUUAAGACUAUUAAAAAGGGAAGGAAUCUUAAGAAAAAUAAUUUCCUGGAUAAAACACAAUUUUUCAGAGAAAAAUGUCCUUGAUAGCUAAAUUCUUAUAUUAAAAAAGUUGCCUGUAAGAGCCAUGUAUAUAGAAUAGAAGAACAGACCAGGUCAUUAGUACUUCAGCAGAGCGAAUCAGGAUCAGGGACCUCCUAUAUUAUAUAUAUAAUAUAUAUAUAUAAUAUAUAUAAUUUAAUAUAAGUUAAAUCCAGUCUUUCAAAGAAAAGGUCAACACUUAGUUUUGCAUGCUGUGGCUGAAAUUUAUCCCCCUUAAAGUCAGUAGCAAAUUCAAGAAGACUUGCUGAAUAAAUCCAGCAUAGGUUUGUAAGCCAAGUUUAAAUAAAAAAAGUGAGAAAUGGCCCCAUGCGUCUUCCUCGUCUCCAUUUCAUAAUUGCCAUCAGAUUUAUGAUAGAUUUGCUUAGACAGGUUACAAGACAUCCAACUCCAAGUCUUCCUUAUGGAACUGGAACUUUAGUGUCCCUGUGGUUUAAUCCGUUCAACUGUAUUUCUCUUUUCCUUAUGGAUGACCAAAUGAUAGUCUUGAUAUUGAAGUGGAAGCCAGGGGGCUCUGGGCCCUAGACAGGAACUAAUUUAGUCUCCCUCUGUAGCAUUAGCCAGGAUGGUUUUAUCAAACAGCGAUGUGAGGGUAAGUCUGUGAGACGUUUCUAGAAAAAUGCCUAGCACUGCCACUCGUAAUUGUUCUUCUUUAAAGUAACUUGCAAUGAAUGCAUUUGCAGUUUCAUAAACCCAAAUGUUUUGCUCUCUUUUCUUUUAGAGAGUGUCAUCAUUCACCAGUUACGCAUGAACUCUAGAUGAGUUACGGCCCCGCUAGAGCUCCCUGUGUGCACUGCCCUCCACGCCCGUGGGAUGGAUCACUGUAAAGCUCCCUGCCAUCAACACCAGGGUCACUUGUGCUACUGACUAUUCGUGGAAGUAUUAGUGCUUCCAUUAGAUUUUAUAUAUUUUUUUCUCUUUGUAGGGCUUUAAAAAUGAAGGGCCUUGCUGGCAUUUUGAAAGUACCUAGUCAGAGAGAGAGAAGCAGUCUUUCUGCCAGCUGAAUUUCACUUUUAUUUGCAAAGCCUAAGGCAUGUGCUUGAUUUUGUUUGAUGUUUGCCAUAUAAUUUAUUUUUAUAAUACACUUUGUAAAGUAACUGUCCCAAAGUUGCAAUUCCUGUUGCUCAUGGCGCAUUUAUUUGUAGAAUACACUGUUAAAUUUGCAAUUUGAUAUUUUUGUAAUAGAGAGUAUGUAAAGAAAAAUGUAACUACAGCAAUGUUUUGAGUUUAAAUGGAAAAGUAUUCAGCACUGCUGUAUGGAAUUUGUACUAUUGCAGAAUAUUUCUUGCACUGUGUGAUGGUUUGGCAUAAAAUUAGGUAUUAAAGUCCAAUGCCUUGAAAUACAACCAGAUUUGCUCAUUUUAAACAGUGUAAGCCAGUUUUUAAAGCUGUGAUUUUUUUUUUAAUGUAAAGUAUGUUUUUACUUCUGCCUGUACCAAAAAAAGGUUGAUUUUCAUUACACUGUAACUAAUAAAUUUUCACAACUAUGCAAAUAUAA
Lepidothrix coronata (blue-crowned manakin) is the source of this 11232-nucleotide messenger RNA. RefSeq names its product filamin A interacting protein 1 (gene FILIP1). The record is from RefSeq and is a predicted model, not a curated record. Lineage: Eukaryota; Metazoa; Chordata; Aves; Passeriformes; Pipridae. The transcript has 8 exons. Bases 537 to 4175 code for a protein of 1212 amino acids.